UAAACAACUUUGUGUACAUCCAGGUACAUUUUCGUAUUUUUAUAAGGUUAUUCAAAUGCUUGCAUUUUGGAUGGGGCUGCCCAGUUUUAGCGACGUUUCUUGAAGUCUCUUCAGUGAACUGCAUCUCAUCAGUGAAGAGGAGUGGCAGCAUCAGGACCACCAUCCCUGUCUCACCAUGAUCACAUGCUCUUUGCGUGUGUGUGUGUGCUCUUUUAUCGUCAAGUGCCAGAGUGAUUUAUGUCACCUGUCGGACCAAGAGUGAAAACACAUCCGAACGGGACAAUAAAGGAAUGGCCUCGGAACGGAACGGAACCAAUUCAACCAGAAAUCUGAGCAACCAGUUCGUGCAGCCGCCGUGGCGGGUCGCCCUGUGGUCGGUGGCUUACAGCUCGGUGCUGGUGGUGGCCGUGCUCGGGAACUUGAUUGUGAUAUGGAUAAUUCUGGCUCAAAGGCGGAUGAGGACGGUGACCCAUUACUUCAUGCUGAACCUGGCUUUCUCCGAUGUCUCCAUGGCUGCGUUCAACACGCUUAUCAACUUCAUCUACGCGGCUCAUGGAGAGUGGUACUUUGGAGGAGUCUACUGCAGGUUCCACAACUUCUUCCCGGUCACAGCCGUGUUCGCCAGUAUCUACUCCAUGACUGCCAUUUCCAUCGACAGGUACAUGGCCAUAAUUCAUCCUCUGAAACCCCGUCUGUCGGCAAAGGCCACCCUGAGCGUCAUUGUCUGUAUCUGGAGUUUGGCUGUGGUUCUUGCCUUCCCUCUCUGCUACUUCUCAACCACCAGGGCUCUACCUCUCCGAACCAUCUGUUACGUGGCGUGGCCUCGUAUGGCCGACGACCCCUUCAUGUACCACGUCAUAGUGACAGCUCUGGUCUAUGUGCUGCCUUUACUGGUGAUGAGCAUCACUUACACCAUCGUGGGAGUGACUCUGUGGGGAGGCCAGAUCCCUGGAGACUCGGCUAAUAAUUAUCACGGACAGCUCCGAGCCAAGCGCAAGGUGGUGAAGAUGAUGAUCAUUGUUGUGGUGACCUUUGCCCUGUGCUGGUUGCCCUAUCACAUUUACUUCAUUCUGACUGGUGUCAGCAAGCCUUUAAACAAGUGGAAGUACAUCCAACAGGUUUACCUGUCAGUGCUUUGGCUGGCGAUGAGCUCCACCAUGUACAACCCCAUCAUCUACUGCUGCCUGAACAGCAGGUUUCGCGCUGGUUUCAAGCACGUGUUUCGCUGGUGUCCUUUCAUCCACAUGUCCACAUACGAGGAAUUGGAGCUGCAGAACACGAGACUGAGACCAGGUUGUCAAAACAGCAUGUGCACCCUGUCUCAAGCCAACACCAGCAUCCUGAGAACAAAACCAGAGCAACAGGUCAAGACUGAACUGUGAGCCCAUCAACAGGGACAGGAACUCGCGUCAAGUGUCUCGUGACUCGAGCUGCAGAUGGUGGAAGAAACAGUCCCAGGUGCCACCAGGUGAAUGCAGAUGUUUAAUGUAUGUUCGGGUAUUGGUUAAAUCUUUAACACAUGAAAAAAGUCUGAACGUAUUUGCAUUUGAAGUCUUAAAGGUUAAAAAGAUAAAAAUCCAAACAUCAGUACAUUUCUGUACAAACAUACAAACACAAAAGGUGGGCGUAUGUAUUCUUUUUAUUCUUAAGAUAAAUUUAAGAGUUGUGAACUGUGAUAAUAAGCUAAGGGAUAGCAUGCAUAAAAUCAACAAUUUGUUUCCUACACAUUGUUGUAAACUUAAUGUAAACAUGUAAGACACGAAAAUGUGAAAAAUCCUAAAAACAAAAUCUUUAUGUUUUCAACUAUCAACAAAAAA
Molecule: messenger RNA, 1817 nt
Organism: Cynoglossus semilaevis (tongue sole)
Lineage: Eukaryota; Metazoa; Chordata; Actinopteri; Pleuronectiformes; Cynoglossidae
Product: neuromedin-K receptor-like
Exons: 8
Coding region: 291-1382 (363 amino acids)
Biological process (GO): G protein-coupled receptor signaling pathway; positive regulation of flagellated sperm motility
Cellular component (GO): plasma membrane; sperm midpiece
Molecular function (GO): tachykinin receptor activity
Source: RefSeq, a predicted model, not a curated record